Penicillium daleae is the source of this 1491-nucleotide messenger RNA. RefSeq names its product MFS transporter. The record is from RefSeq and is a predicted model, not a curated record. NCBI's taxonomy places the organism in Eukaryota, Fungi, Ascomycota, Eurotiomycetes, Eurotiales, Aspergillaceae. Gene Ontology annotation, biological process: spermine transport; transmembrane transport; spermidine transport. The transcript has 4 exons. Bases 1 to 1491 code for a protein of 496 amino acids. Gene Ontology annotation, molecular function: spermidine transmembrane transporter activity; spermine transmembrane transporter activity.
AUGACUCAUACCGAUCUGGAAAGCAAUCGAAAUGAAGAUGGCCAUUUAUCAGCAUCCUCAGAUGGUUCGUCGUACGACACUGAAUCCUGUGAAAGUAAAGAAGCAAAUGGUGUUGUUGCAUGGGAAUGGGAUGACGAUCCCUACAAUCCAUACAACUGGCCAACGCGUUUCAAAAUCCAACAGGUGAUGAUGAUGGCGUCAGCGGCCUUCACAACCUCGAUUGGUGUAUCCAUUCUAUCCCCUGCCCAUCUCCAAAUAAUGGAGGAGUUUGGAGUCGGAAGUACGGUUGCAGUUCUUCCACUGUCACUUUAUGUGCUUGCUCUGGGGCUAGGCCCUCUCAUAGGAGGGCCAUUGUCUGAGACAGUUGGAAGAUACCCUGUCUACGUCGGCACUGUUCUCCUUGGCAGCAUGUUUACAGUCGGCGUUGCAUUGAGCGAGACUUUUUGGGCUGUCUGUGUUCUGCGGUUCCUUGCAGGCUUCUGCUUCGCAUCAUCCUUGGCCAUAGCUGCAGGGACCAUCAAUGAAACAUUCAGACCGGAAAAACGAGCCAUCCCUUCCAUUAUUUUUAUUCUGGCGCCAUUUCUCGGUCCCGGCUUAGGGCCCGUCAUUGGAGGUUUUAUCACGAAUCGCAAGGGCUGGCGUUGGACCCAAUGGACCUUGUUAAUGCUUGCUACUUUGACGAUUGUAUUAACUUUGUUUGCUCGAGAGACAUUUCACCCAGUGAUUCAGCACCGGCGCUCGAGGAAGCUUGGGCGAGUCUACGAUUCAAGCUCAUCAAUUUCUGCGAAGCCGAAGAGCCCUACAACUAUCGCCAUGCUCCGACCGAUUCAAAUGCUUCUGUUUGAGCCAAUCGUUUCGUUUAUUUCCCUAUACGUGGCAUGCGCAUUCGCAACUCUCUUCUCUUUCUUUGCUGCAAUCCCGCUUAUCUUCCAGGGUAUCUACGGGCUUGGACUCGAGGACUCUGGUUUGAUAUUCUUGUCUGUAGUUGUUGGAUGCGUAUUCGGAACCGUCACCGUGGUCUUGUGCGACAUAUUUUUAUACCGCCGACAAUCUGCGCGCUACCGUGGAAGACAAGUACCGCCUGAAUUACGUCUUUACCCGGCUUUGAUUGGUAGUAUUGGACUACCUAUUGGCCUUUUUUGGUUUGGUUGGACAUCUCGAGUCGAUAUCUCUUGGGCAAGUCCUUUGGUUGCGAUAAUGUUGUUUGCCUGGGGGAACCUGUGCGUCUUUCUAAGUACGGCUCAGUAUAUCGUGGAUACCUACAGUGGCUUGACAGUUGCAAGCGCAAUGAGUGCGAAUAGUCUGGCCAGGUACGGACUUGGUGCUGCGUUUCCGUUGUUCGCCAUUUCAAUGUAUACAAGCCUUGGCGCCGGUUGGGCCUCUAGUUUACUCGGACUCAUUGCCUCUGCAUUAUUGCCUAUUCCUUGGAUACUCUUCACCAUGGGAGAAGGCCUCAGAGCUAUGAGCAAAUUCGCAACUACUGAAUCGUAG